This is a messenger RNA of Achroia grisella, 543 nucleotides long. Its product is annotated as protein KRTCAP2 homolog. The record is from RefSeq and is a predicted model, not a curated record. Lineage: Eukaryota; Metazoa; Arthropoda; Insecta; Lepidoptera; Pyralidae. The transcript is spliced from 4 exons. The coding region runs from base 125 to 520 and encodes 131 amino acids.
UGAUCUGCGGUUAUGUCAAUAACAUUUUUAUCGGUUUAAUAUAUGUUAUAGGAUUUGGUUUAAUAGUUUCUUUCAAUAAAUUUAAGUAAUUAUAAAAUACAUCGUUAAUAAUUUUACAUAAACAAUGGCUGUCAACAGUGCCACAUCUUUCGUACUAUCUUCGAUUUUAGCUCUACUGAUAUUUUCUGGGAUGCAAAUGUACAAGCCAUUCUUAAUUAAAUCACCAAUCACAAUAAUAUUUGGUGGCUACUUAGGUUCAGUUAUGUUUAUGUUCUUUGUUACUGCAGUUGGUAACUUAGAAGCCACUUUGUUUGGCAAGAACUUUCAGCUAAAGUUGACAGAAAUAGUAUUGUCUAUGGCUGUAGCAUUGGUAGCCGCGGGCAUGGUACACAGAGUGUGCUUCACUACAUGUUUAAUAUUCUCAAUAAUAACCAUUUAUUAUAUGAAUAAAUUGUCUCAAAAGACAUAUGCUGCCAGUGUUCCAGCAUCAGCCCCAGUCAAGAGCCGACGUCACAAAUAAAUUGUAUAAAAUUAUAUUUUAUC